AUGCCCAAAAGCCUGCACGCCAUCUCCGGUCCUCCCUCGGCCACCAAUUCCGCCUUUUCCUCUCGCGAAUCCUCCCCCGUCCGCGCCUCCUCACGUCCGCAUCCUUCCACUACAACAUCCCGCAUCCCGUCUCUCUCCCGCCAAGGCAGUCAGGAGCGCAGCAGUCUCCAUCGUUCCGCCACCGCUCCCACCGCUUCGUCAGGUCCAGUGCCCGCCACACCCGCUGCGCCGCGAGCAUCUUCCCAGACCCCCAACAAGCCUCCUGUCCUCUCCCCGCCUACCCAUGACGAACCGUCUCCCGACCUUCCCAGCCCGGAUAAAUCCAACAUGCCGUUGUGGGGCUCUCCGCGGAAAGUGGAGAGUGAGCCGAAUAUGGCCAACACGUCGAGCAAACGAACGGCCCCCGAGGAGCCAGCCGGUCGGUCCGAUCGGAGCGGGCCUCGCCCGGUCAACCGAAGUCCCGCGGCGCCCGGCUCCGCCCUGGAAACCGUCCAGGAGAUGGCUAGCGAUCAGUCGACGCCCUCGACGGAGACGGUCUUGAACCAGCCGCUCCCCCGCGAGCCGGACCUGCACAGUAUCGAGGAGGAUGCCACCCCACCGUCCGCCGCCAAGCACCCGGUUGAGAGUGGCAGCGACAGCGGCGGCAGAGACCCCGAACAAUCGGCCGAGAAACGGCGCCGCAUCUCGUCCGCCUCGAACCGGGCCGACACCCUCCUCCCGAAACGGUCGUCCACGUCCCUCAGCGCCCCCAGUGGGCCCCGGCCCAAACCCACCGACGGCUCCGUGCGCAACAUGAUCGUCGAGACCGAGACCGUCAGCUCCAUCCCCCAGGUCUCCUUGGGCGUCGCCACGGGUGAUCGGACCAGUGCCGGCCGGGGCGAUGCCGCCGGCACCCUGCGGAUGAAACCCAGCACGGAGACCAUUCGCCCCAAGCGAGAGAAACGCCGGGCCCGCAAGCCCGCUGCACUCUCCGGCGGCGCCCCGUCCUCUAAGGCCGACUUCUUCGAGGCCAAGGUCGCCACCGCCGUCGACGAGGCGGACGUCUCCGAUUCCGACGAGACCUUCGUCUACGAGUCCAACCCCCCCGACCCCUACCCGGUCCGCCAGCACCGCUACCACUCCCGCACCCCCAGUGCCACCUCCAUGGCCAGUCAGGCAGAUCAGCUGGCCGGCCGGGUGGGGCGCCCGCUGCGAGAUGCCGGCCACAGCGUCACGGGCAAACGGAGCAUGAAGUUCACCAACAACGUGUACAGCACCACCGACGGCGAUCCUGGGGAGGAGAGCGCUCGCAGCUCCCGGAUGGACGGCAGCGGCAGCCACACGGCACGUCACCAUCAUUUCGGUCGGUACGGCCGGAACUCCCUGUAUCCGUCCCUCUUCGACGGGGACGGCGCCGCGUCCCCGCCAUGUACCAACCGCGCCAAGUCGCCGCGCCUUUUUCCCAGCAACGGGAUUCGGGCGUCCCGCCCCGUGGGAACCCGCCCGAAUCCCGGCUACCGCUCGCUGCACGCGGCCAAGCGCGCCGGGGACCGGUACGGGUACGAUUUCGACGCGGAGGGGGCCGACGACGAACGCACGCCGUUGGUGGGACGCUCCGCGCGCGGUCGCCACGGCACCCGGCGCCCCAACAGCGCCAGCCUGCGCCAGAUGGAGUACAUGCAGCAACGGCACCGCGGGUACUGCUCCCAAUCAGGGCUCUGCGUCAUGGUCGGUCUGCUGCUUGUGUUGGUGGCGAGCGGGGCGGUCACCUUCCUGAUCGCCGUCACCAAGCCCCUGGUGGAUGUGCAGGUGCUCGCGAUCCAGAACGUGCUGUCCUCGGAGCAGGAACUCAUGCUCGACCUCAGCGUGCAGGCCGUCAACCUCAACCUGUUCCCCGUGACCGUGGACGACAUGGACGUCAAUCUGUUCGCCAAGAGCCGAUUCGUCGGGUCCGACGCGCUCUGGCGGGAUAUCGGCUCGAAUGGGGAUUCCCUUCCCCGCCCCGAGCAGAGCCGGCGGCGCGUCGAGCGGGCUCGCACCGUCCGGGGUGACGCCAGUCCCAACGGCACGGCGGGCGAACCGACGGACCCCACGCUGAUGGUGCGGGCGAACGGCGGUGUGGACAAGGGCACGGAUCCGAUCGACUCGGAUCCCGCGGGCGAUCCCCAGACGAUGCUCCUGGGCCGGGUUUUCCGAUUUGACUCCCCCUUGGCCUUCGAGGCGUCGCCGUGGAAUCACCUCGCCUCUACAUCCAAGGGGCAGAUCCGUCUCCCGCGGCCGGGCAACAAGACCGAGGAAGGUGGCACAGAACGGUGGGAACGCGUCCUCCAGCAUCCGUUCGACCUGAUUGUUCGCGGGGUGAUCAAGUACCCGUUGCCCUUGAGCUCGCGGUACCACUCGGCGUCGAUCAGCUCCAGCGUACGGGUCAUCCCCGACGGGAAGGGCGGGGACGGGGAGGGGGACGAGGAUCCUGACCACGAUCCCCACUCGAAUAACACGGUAGUACUCAUGUCGACUCAUGUGUCCAGACGGUCGAACCCACCGGCACCCUCCGCGCUGGACUCCGUGCGAGACGUCCUUGGCCGAACCGCCCGGGUUUUCCUGGCUUGA
This is a messenger RNA of Aspergillus campestris IBT 28561, 2589 nucleotides long. RefSeq names its product putative phospholipid metabolism enzyme regulator. Gene Ontology annotation, cellular component: fungal-type vacuole membrane; PAS complex. The transcript has a single exon. The record is from RefSeq and is a predicted model, not a curated record. Gene Ontology annotation, biological process: protein localization to vacuolar membrane; vacuole inheritance; positive regulation of phosphatidylinositol biosynthetic process. The coding region runs from base 1 to 2589 and encodes 862 amino acids. NCBI's taxonomy places the organism in Eukaryota, Fungi, Ascomycota, Eurotiomycetes, Eurotiales, Aspergillaceae.